This is a messenger RNA of Frankliniella occidentalis (western flower thrips), 1351 nucleotides long. RefSeq names its product kinesin-like protein KIF12. The transcript has 7 exons. Gene Ontology annotation, molecular function: microtubule motor activity; ATP binding; microtubule binding. Gene Ontology annotation, biological process: microtubule-based movement. The annotation marks the transcript as partial. Lineage: Eukaryota; Metazoa; Arthropoda; Insecta; Thysanoptera; Thripidae. The record is from RefSeq and is a predicted model, not a curated record.
AUGCCUGAAGGAAUGAAUCCAUCAUCAUCGCAAUCGCUUUCACGUGGGCAUCUCUCUGUUUACAGCCGAUCGGGAGGCUCGCUGUCGGACAGCCCCGAGGACGCGGCUCGGCCCGCGCCCGCGCCACCGCCGGGCUCCGGCGAGGACAACAUCAACGUGGUGGUGCGGGUGCGCCCGCUCAGCAACAAGGAGAGCAAGGCCAAGGACAACUUCGUCGUGCAGUUCCCGGGCAACGGACAGCUGCUGCUCGAAGGGGCGCCGCUGCCGGCCGGCGGCUCCAGCCCCGGCUCGGGCAACGCUACCAAGUCGCGCCUCUUCUCCUUCAACGCCGUGUUCGAGCCCGGCGCCACCCAGGAGGACGUGCUCAACUACAGCGGCGUGCGCCGCCUCAUCAGCAUGGCCGUGGAGGGCUUCAGCUGCACCGUCUUCUGCUACGGCCAGACGGGCAGCGGCAAAACCCACACGCUCACGGGCCCGCCCGGGCUGUUCGACGGGCAGGUGGACCCACAGUCGCCGGACCACGGGCUAGUCUGCCGGUCCUUCCAGUUCCUGUUCCAACAGCUGCGCGAGCGCAGCGACUUCCACUUCGUCCUCAAGGCGUCCUUCCUCGAGAUCUACAACGAGAAGGUGAUCGACCUGCUCAACCCGGGCUCGGCGCGCAAGCCGCUCGCCGUGCGCUGGUCGAAGAAGAGCCGCGGCUUCUUCGUCGAGAACCUCUUCACGGUCGACUGCGAGGAGCUCGAUGACCUACUGGCCGUGCUGGAGGAAGGGAUGCGGAACCGGUCCGUGGGCAGCCACGGCAUGAACGACCACUCCAGCAGGAGCCACACCAUCCUCACGGUGCACAUCGCGGCCGAGAGGCAGAUGUCGGAGGACGGCGUGUUCAUCUCGAGGCAGGGGAAGCUGAACUUUGUGGACCUGGCCGGCAGCGAGAUGACCAAGAAGACCCACAGCGAGGGGAAGACCCUCGAGGAAGCCAACAACAUAAACAAGAGUCUUAUGGUCCUAGGCUAUUGCAUUGCCUCGCUGAGCGACCCAAAAAAGAAGGGUCACAUCCCGUACAGGGAUUCUAAGCUCACCAAGCUGCUAGCGGACAGCUUGGCCGGCAACGGCGUCACCCUCAUGAUCGCCUGCAUCUCUCCGGCCAAAUCCAACAUGAGCGAGUCCCUCAACACGCUGCGCUACGCGGCGCGCGCCAAGAAGAUCCGCACCAAGCCCAUCAUCAUGAUGGUGAGAAAGGGGGCUACACACUGUCAUGCUGUCGAUGUUCACCGCGGCCCGGUCUACACGCCCGCGAGGGGUCUGCAUUGGUCGUACGCGGUCGUACCGCGCGGACAAAUGGCUUAUCGCA